CGGCCGGGCGGCUGCUUAGCGCGAGGAGUCCUCUCCGCUGCGGUCUCCCCCGCCACCCCGAGAGAGGGGCUCGGAAUCGGGGGGGCCUGCUCGGUCGCACAGCCCCGCGGUUUCCGUGUCCCCUUCCCGGGCGGCCGCGACAACCAGAGUGACCCGGCUCGGGGCCGGGAGGCCCCGCCAAACUUCCCUGGCCGGCCCCUCGCCCCGGCGCGAGGGCAAGGGGCGCGUUCUGCUGCGGUCGGCGUGGGUGUCGCCCCCGCGGGAGGAGACAGAGCGUGUCCCCAAGGGGACAGGCCAGCCGCACGUGAGGGCCGCCGGCCGCCUCCCCUGCGGCCCCGCUUACCGGUUGCCGGCAGCCGCGCGGGCCCAGGGCUCGGCCGAGGCGUGCCGGGGGCGGUGGGGUUGAGGCGGGGCGCGAGGGGCCGGACGGACCUCCUGCCAAGGCUUUCCGAGGCUGCUCGCUGGGAACGCGACGGCCGGCGAGCUUCCUCUCGGGCGGAGAGGAACGGGGGAGAAAGGAAUCUUUUUCCAGGAACUGGGCGGGGCAGAGCUUUUCUGCCGACCCUCGGCCUCCAGUGAAACACUGGCCCUCCGUGCGGUGCCCCACCCGCCAUUUACUGGCGGUGUCCGCGGACAGGUUAGGUUGGCCACCCGCCGGCACCUGCAUCAGGUCAGCGACCUCGAUGCGGGCAGUGUGUGAACGCGCGCGAAUAGGGACUGCAUCAAGCCCAUGAAGGUGGAUAGGAGGCCGGGAAGCGGCGUGGCCAAGAUCCACAUCGAAGAUGACGGGAGUUACUUCCAAGUCAGUCAGGAUGGAGGGAUGAAGAAGCUGGAGAAGGCGAAGAUCUCGCUGGACGACUGCCUGGCGUGCAGUGGCUGCGUCACCUCAGCGGAGACCGUGCUUAUUACUCAGCAGAGCCACGAGGAGCUGCGGAAAGUUCUAGGUGCCAAUAAGACAGCAGCACCUGAUCAGCAGAAGCUGGUUGUCAUCUCGGUCUCGCCUCAGUCUAGAGCAUCGCUGGCUGUGAGGUUUCAGCUGAAUCCUACGGAUACCGCCAGGAAAUUAACAGCAUUCUUUAAAAAAAUAGGCGCACACUACGUGUUCGACACCGCCUUCUCGAGGAACUUCAGCCUCCUCGAAAGCCAGCGGGAGUUCGUGCGGCGGUUCCGAGGACAGGCCAACCCCGAGCAGGCCCUGCCCGUGCUGACUUCUGCCUGCCCAGGCUGGAUCUGCUACGCUGAGAAGACCCACGGGAGCACCCUCCUUCCCCACAUCAGCACUGCGCGGUCCCCACAGCAGGUCAUGGGCUCCCUGGUCAAGGAUUUCUUUGCCCAGCAGCAGCGGCUGACUCCCGACAAGGUCUACCACGUGACAGUAAUGCCCUGCUACGACAAAAAGCUGGAAGCCUCCAGACCCGACUUCUUCAGCCAGGAGCACCAGACACGCGACGUGGACUGUGUCAUCACCACAGGUGAAGUCUCCAAGCUGCUGGAGGAAGAAGGGGUCUCGCUGGCGGAGCUGGAGCCGGCUCCUCUGGACAGCCUGUACGUUGUCACCGGCCGUGUCGGACGGGCUGUAAGCUCACCCAGCACCGGGUGCUCUCCACCGGGGUGUCCCAAGGGUCCAGAUGGGUGGCAGAAGGGGCCGCGGCCCUUGACGCAGGCACUGGCCGCCUCCCUUUUCCCUCGCCUGGCCUCCCUCGGCCCCUCGUGUGCCUCAGUGUCAAAGAUGCUUGAGCUCCCGACAACUGGCCGAUGGUCGUCAGAGCUGACCCUGACUUCACACAGGUCUGAGCUCCCGGGACAGGUGGUACGACAGGGGGGACAGUCCUUUGCUUCACAAGCCUCCUCCCGACACACCUUCAAAGCCUUGGGCUCUAUGGCUCAUCUUCGGCUUAGAAAGCAAACGCUCUCAAACCUGAGACAGAGGUUGCUCAGAGGCCUCGGUGGGCAGCGGCCCCAACACCACCUGAGGCCUGGCCUCUUCCCCAGGUGCAGCAGUGCCUCUGCCCAGGAGCCCACCAGCCAUCGGGGCGGGGGCUCAGGGGGCUACCUGGAGCACGUGUUCCGCCAUGCAGCCCAGGAGCUCUUCGGGAUCCAUGUCACUGAGGUCACCUACAGACCCCUGAGGAACAAGGACCUCCAAGAGGUGAUUCUAGAGAGGGAGGGCCAAGUCCUGCUGCACUUUGCCGCAGCCUACGGCUUCCGCAACAUCCAGAACCUGGUGCAGAAGCUCAAGCGCGGGCGCUGCCCGUACCACUACGUGGAGGUCAUGGCCUGCCCCGCAGGGUGCCUCAACGGAGGGGGACAGCUCAAGGCCCCCGACACGCCCGGCAAGGAGCUCCUGCAGCAGGUCGAGAGGCUGUAUGGCCUAGUCAGGACAGAAGCACCGGAGGAUGCAGCCGGCGUCCAGGAGCUAUAUGAGUGCUGGCUGCAGGGCGCAGGCUCGGAGCGGGCUGGCCGCCUGCUGCACACCAGCUACCACGCGGUGGAGAAGGCUGGCUCUGGACUCAGUAUCAGGUGGUAGAGGCCUCACGGUUCCAGCCGGUCCACUGCCACCAACACCAGGACUCCUGAGAAGGUGGGGGGUCUCCAGCAGGGCAGUUGCCCGAGACUCCGAGGGGCACCUCAAAAUGCUGCAGGGACACUGGGACCCUUGGAGCAAUGGAACUCGGGAUCGCUCUCACCUGGACUCCUCCUUCGGGGCUGCAGGCUCUACCGGCCGCUGGCCCUCUCCAUGGUCCUGAGCCCUGAAAGGCCCGGGCUCCCCCUGGGUGUGGGGGUCUUAGCUCGUCCCGUGGGAGGGCUCCUCACCCUCCAUCUCUAGAGUCCCCCCAAACUCCUGUGGGGCGGUGGUGACAGGCUGGACCUGCCCAGCUGGUGAGGUCACAGCAGAGCCUGGGGGACCUGCCACACUGGGCAGCUGAGGACACUGGCCGGACACAGGCAGCCGGCCCAUGACUCCACCUGGGGUGGGGUGCCCCUCCACCGAGACCAGGUGUCUGACAGAGCUGUGAUGCCUGGGGCCGGAGAACCUGCCUCCCGGGGGCUGAGUCCUGUGUCCACAGCUGGACCCCCACGGGCUGGGGCCGGGGCGGGACAGACUGAGUCAGCCCCCCAGGCACAUGCCUGAGAAGCUCAUCUCUAGUAAAAACAGGUUCUUUUUGA
Messenger RNA from Capra hircus (goat), 3168 nucleotides. RefSeq names its product nuclear prelamin A recognition factor like (gene CIAO3). The coding region runs from base 731 to 2527 and encodes 598 amino acids. Gene Ontology annotation, molecular function: 4 iron, 4 sulfur cluster binding. The transcript has 10 exons. Gene Ontology annotation, cellular component: cytosolic [4Fe-4S] assembly targeting complex. NCBI's taxonomy places the organism in Eukaryota, Metazoa, Chordata, Mammalia, Artiodactyla, Bovidae. Gene Ontology annotation, biological process: iron-sulfur cluster assembly. The record is from RefSeq and is a predicted model, not a curated record.